AGCCGCUGGCCGGAAAGACUCCUAUUCUCCACAGAAUACUUCAUAAACACCGUAGUUAACCACCUGAGAAUAGCCGAGUUCUACUUUGGACAAAACAUAUCUCCCAUGGUGACAUGGGAAGCCUUGGUGUACGUGUCCUGUCUUGUAUGUUUACGCUUCUCAUAAAUUCAUGAUGUCAAGAAAACAUUCAAAGCACAAGCGAGAGAAGACCAAGUCUUCGUCAAAGAAAACAAAGUCAGAACGCAGCAGUCAUGAUAAAGAAAAGAAGACUGAGCUGUCAUCACACUGCAAACGAGGAAAGCUAUCGCCACAGCAAUCAUCCUUAUCCUGUCAAAUGGGAAAAAAAAGAAAACUAUUCUAUCAGGAAUUGGAUGAUCCCACAAGUCUCAGACUGUCGAUGGAAGAACAGUCUCAAUCUUCCUGGUCUAGACACUUGAAGGAAAAACAUAAAGCCAGAUCGGAGAAGUUCAAGGAGGCUCCCAUGCAAGAUCCAGCUUUUUCAGUGGCAACGUCCUCUUCGUAUCCUGAAAAAAUAAAGUCUAAAUCAAAGCGAAAGAAAAAACACAAGAAACAUUCACAUGAAGAAAAUAGCCAAGAAAAGCACCAAACGUCUACAACUACAAAACCUACUUAUUCCGCAACAGAUAGUACUGGUGAAUUGCCAUGGUGUAAAAUAUGCAAGUCUUCUGAAUUCUGCAGACAUGCUCUUAAACGCAAAGCAGUGUCAUCAACUGAGGAAGAAGAUCUUGAGUUGUUGAAGUCAAAAGCAAGUUGCUCUUCAUAUGAAUCUUUACAAACUGGUUUUAAAGACUACGUAAGCAAAGUAUAUUCACAAGAAGUUAAAGGAACUACUGGAAAACAUGAGAAGGACAGAAGUCAGUGCUGUGCAAUUAAAUCUGUGCAUGGAACAAGCAAACUCACUGUUUUGUGUGAUGAACUGAAACAUAAGGAAAUUGAAACCAAAGAACAGACAAAAUCUUCAACAGCGUUGCAUAAGAAAUUGAAUAAUUCAAAUAUAAAACAAAACUUUAAGGAUUCGUAUGAAGCUGUAAGAAACUUUGAAGAACUAGAUACCACCAAAAACAAAUCUGAUAUGUUUGUGAAGUUGCAUGAGAAGCCUUGUAGCUCUGGAAAAUCAUUUGAUGUGUGGAAAGUAACCAGCGCGCCCCUGAAGCCUGUCAAAAAUACAAGAAAUUCUGGUGAAGGUUCAAAAAUUCCAGAAUCUGUUAUUUGGGAGAAGUGCAAUAAAAUAUCUAAUUGCUUGAGAGAACGCAGAAAAAAAUCUAAAAUAUUGGAACAGGCUGGCAAUGAGUCCAGCACAGUAAGAACGGCAUCUUACUUAGCCAAAAAUUUGGGAAAACCCAAUGAUCAGUUAAAAUCCUCAGGGAUUGAAAAACCGAAUGUAAUUUCUAAGGAUCAAAAAAGCUCUGAAUUGUUUGGUAAGAAUUACAAACAGUCAUUAAGUAGCGAUUCUGAAGGGACCACAAGAAAAGGAGUAUCAGAAUAUCCACAAAAGCAUCAGCUUGAAAUCAUGGAUUCAGACUUAACUCAGAAGUCUGGGCUCUUUGAAAGAACUGAUGUGGCAGUAUUAUCAUCAAAUUCUGAAAAAGUUGAAGAAUUUGAAACUCCAAAACAAGCUAAAAAGUUUAAUAGUUUUAAAAUUCUUAAAAAGGCCUAUGCUACUGAUGCCUUGUCACAGCGUAUUUCUCAAAAGUUAUUAACUUCAAGUGCUGCUCAGUCAAAGUUUCAAUCUUCAGACAAUGCAACAAAAUCUGCUUCGAAACAGCAGGAUCAUGUACUGUUUGCACAUCAGCUGGAUUCUCAGAAAUGGAAUUCAUCUACAACUUUAUCAGAUAAUGUGGAUAUGGAUACUGUUCAAAAGAUGGAGAUAGUAGAAGAGCUACAAACAGCUAGAUAUGAAAAAGUCUUGGAGGUGGAACUAGGACAGAGCUAUGGAGAGUUAACAAGCAUGGAGAUAGACCCACCUCAGGAAAUAAAAGUAUGCUCAACUGAAGCUUCUUCGAAGUCUGACAUUCUGCUUGUACUGGAUACCAACAUUUUUAUCAGUCACCUAAACUUUAUUGUGAAUAUAAAGGACCAUGGAGUUGCAGGUGUUGGUUUCCCAAUUAUCGUCAUUCCAUGGGUAGUUCUACAGGAAUUGGAUUCCUUAAAAAAUGGAAAGCUCUCCGGAGGUGUGAAUCGUAAAGCCAUACCUGCUGUACAGUUCAUUUACUCCUGCUUUAAAAGCCGACAUCCACAUGUGUGGGGGCAGUCCAUGCAACAGGCAGCUCAAAAGUUCUGUGGCUUACGUGAAGAAAACAAUGAUGAUCGCGUGUUGCAGUGUUGUUUACAAUAUCAGCAGUUAUACCCUUCUGCAGAUGUCCUCCUGUGCAGUGAUGAUAAAAACCUUUGUAGUAAAGCCUUGGUAAGCAAUGUCAAGGCUGUAAGGAAAGUUGAUCUGUUGACUGAGUUAAGUGACUUGAAAACCAAUAAUGAUGUCCCAAACACUCAGGACCUUAAUGCCUUCAAUCAAUCUCCAUCAGUAAGCAGCGUGAAAGAGCUGAACAGGUCACAUAAUCAGCAUCAGUCAGCACAAGAGCGAGCUUUGGAUGUUACUGGCAUCGUCAGUCAGUUAGAGAAAUCACUAGGCCUUGCUUUGUCAGUCAUCUUAGAAACUGAGAUGAAAACAAUAUAUGAAGAUCUCUGGACAGAGAUACUAUUUGUGAAGCCCCCUUGGUCUUUGGAAGACUUAUUACUAUGUAUGAAGAAACACUGGAUUGCUGUGUUUGGCCUAAUUGUGAAAAGAGAUUUGCAGUCAUCUGUGGAAAUGUUAAGUAGUCAUUUUCAAACAGGUAAAAGAUCACAGUAUAAUCAUUUUACUCUUACCUGGAUGUUGCUGGAGUCCCAAAAACUAAUACGAGCCUUCAACUCAAGAUCAGGUUAUGGUGGCGUUCUCCCACGCACCUUGGCUGUCAUAGAUGAAUUGCUUGAAAAGAGUUCUGAGCAUUGCAGCAAAAAUGAACUAACUUCAAAAUCACCAAAAAAGUCGCAAGAGUCUUCUGAAAAGUUGGAAAUUUCAGGUGCGCCACCUUCAAAUCUCGAUUCAGGAAGAAAUGUGACUCUCUACCCAUUCAGUGGAUGCCCCACGUCAGAGAUGGAUAACUCUCAAAAUGUGAACAGAAUUCAACAAAUUUGGGCUACCUUUGAAAAUGUGUGGAAUAUAACAAACAAAUACAGCUCAUUAAUUUUUGCAACCUUCAACCUUCCUCACAACCCAUUAGCUGUUGUAACUGACAGCAAGCUGCCACUUCCUGAGGAAGCAUUUCAGAGCCUGCAAAGAUUGGUGCCUGCAGUAAAAGAACUACUGGCAGGAAUUCAGAGAAUUUUGUCAUCAGAUUGUAAUGUUCAAGAUUUCCAGAAGCUCACGGAAAUUCUGCACAUCUUUCUAAAUACUGAAGAGACAAAUAUUUCUGAUACCAGAAUUUCUGCACAGGAUUUACAUGAAUGUUUUAGUCAUGAAGAAUACAGGAAGAGGCUGACUGUUGGCUACAGCCAGUUGGCUGAGUUAAGCUACAAUUUGGAGCAAUGUAAUGCAGCACUGUGUCUCGAGGCCAGAAGCAGAGGCUUAGUUUAAUACUGUUUAACAAUCAUACGCUAAUGUUUCUCAACAGACUGGAUUUAGUUUAUUAUGUUUUACUAAUGCUCAUUUCUUGUUGUGAGAAUGAUAAAAUUCUCUGUAUCAGAGGUAAAAUUGCAAAAGGUUUUGUUAAGGUGCUAUUUAAAUAAAGAAAAAUUACAUGUU
This is a messenger RNA of Stegostoma tigrinum, 3802 nucleotides long. RefSeq names its product SWT1 RNA endoribonuclease homolog (gene swt1). The transcript has 19 exons. Bases 170 to 3634 code for a protein of 1154 amino acids. Gene Ontology annotation, cellular component: nucleus. The record is from RefSeq and is a predicted model, not a curated record. Lineage: Eukaryota; Metazoa; Chordata; Chondrichthyes; Orectolobiformes; Stegostomatidae.